Messenger RNA from Ostrea edulis (European flat oyster), 2566 nucleotides. RefSeq lists its product as uncharacterized. The coding region runs from base 115 to 2454 and encodes 779 amino acids. Lineage: Eukaryota; Metazoa; Mollusca; Bivalvia; Ostreida; Ostreidae. The transcript is spliced from 7 exons. The record is from RefSeq and is a predicted model, not a curated record.
AAUUGUGAAUACCAACAAAGCACGGCGCUCUCUUGGUGGGGACUUUUUGAAACAGAUAUCAACACCGUUGAAUGCACUUCAGUGUCUGUAUAUUAUACCAGUGGAAAGAAAAGUAUGACAAUUACAAAUGAUGCGCACAAAACCAUAUGUAAAGCAUUCAUCAGAGGAAAAGAUGUAGAUAGAAUCAUAGUUGAUAGUCUUUGCAAAGCAAAUAAGUCAGCAGUGAUCCAUGGUGCAGAGCAAAUUCUGAAGGAGGAAUCUCAUAGGACAUGUAAGAGAGGAAAUUCCCUGUUGCAGAGAAAAGACUAUCACAACUUCUUUGGUUUCCACUGGAAAGCUAUGUAUGAUGACCUGAACCAAACAUGUCCUUCACUUCUUGCGAUACUGUCAUCAGUAGUGUGUGACAUACCACCUGCUCCUCCUAGUAAACCAUUUUCUCACAUCAUGUUGUCUGCAGCAGUGGCACUACAUGGCAGGAAUCAGGAGAUGUCUCUGAUGCAUUAUUUUACUGGGUUCAUCCUUACACAUGGAGGCUGUACACAACGGGAUAUCGAGAGGCUGUCAAAGUUAGGAUUAAGUGUCCAUCCACAAACCAUUCACAAGAAAUUUGUCAGCUGGCAAGAUAAUUUAGACAUGGAUUUGAAAUCUAUUAAAGAUUCAUGGGCAGAAGGUGGUCACACGAAGUACCAGAUCAUAGGUGACAACUGGGAUAAGAAUAUACUCCCAUCUUACAGAACUUCAGAUAGAAAAACCCUCUCACUUCACCUCUUCAAUAUGUAUGCCAUUGUGGAUAGGGUAGUGCCAGCAUUUUCAACAGACUCUCAGACAGAGAAUAGACUAGAACAUGACAUUUUGAAAUUUAUACCAUCUACCCAAGAACAGGAGCUACUAUUAAAGGAAAUGACCUUCCUCUGUGCAAGAUCUCUCAUUCAAAACUCGCCACAGAUUGGAAAUCUCUUCAACAAAAUAUAUCCAGAUCAUCUUGAGCACAAGUACAGUUGCUUUGCUGGAUUGAAGACCACUCAGUAUCCACUUGGUCUAUACGACUGUAACGAGACCAAAACUGCAGAUGUUAUCCAGUUGCUGAAGAACAUAACAGACAAGUAUGUGCCAAUGAAAGAUGAUGAAAUUGUGGAACCUGUAUUUUUUGGAGGAGACCGACUCACUGACGAACGAGUGCAGGGAGCUCAAAGAGCAAUGGGCAAUGCAGAUUCUGCGAAAGAGAGACUUAAAGGGUUCAUUUCAAAGACAGAGGAUUUUCAUCGUCUCAUGAAUUUCUUAGAGGCAAUACAUAAGAUGACGUUCAGUACAGGAAGUGCCAGUGAUCCUGGAACUGUUUACUAUUAUAGAAAUCUCUUAAACAUGAGGAACGUCAAAGGAAAAGUAAAGAAUUCGUACAGACCACACAAAAUGCUGUACUAUACCAUUUUGGAUGGUAUAAUCAUGACACUUUUCUAUGAUCAUUUUGGGUUAAAUGAUUUUAAUUGCAAAAUUCCUGUGCCAGAAAAUUUUCAGCAUUUAACAAAGGAGGAGAAAUUGCAUUGGCUGGAUGACAUUUGUGAGGGAAUUAUAAGGAAAUGGUUUUUUGAUGAUGGCACAGAUGUUUGUAAAUCAAUAAGAGAAGUGCUUUCAGACCCGAAUCAUCCGGAAAAUUAUUGGACUGAAAAUAUAAGUGGUGGACGAAUUAAAUGUCAUUUCUGUGAUAAGGAUUAUGCUUUUAUUGGCUCAUUACAGUCUCAUGAAUCAAAAGUCCAUAACGUUGUUGUGAAGAAGGAUAAGAAGAUGAAGAAAAGAAAUGAUUCAGAUGAAGUACAGGACUAUAUUUCUCUCCUUUUCAAAUUAACUUUGUUGCACAAAAAUCUCGAUACCGCUGUAGAUAUGGGAGACGGGGAACGUUCAGUAAGAUCUACCAAGUAUGAACUGCCCAUAUAUAACAGAACAAACAAACUUAAGUAUGUGAUUGGUUCCAUUCACUUAUCAGCUUUGACAUCUGGAGUUCUUGCAGAGGAGCAGUGUGAGCGUUUAGUAGCAAAUCGGUUUGUCAAUGUUCAAGGAGGGCGAAACAAUAAUGUAGCUUUGGACGAAUACCUCGAGUUAUUGAACAGGGAAAGCAAAAUCGCUUGCUCAGGACAUCAGACGAAAAACAGUAUUAUAGAGCAUUCAAAGGAAUAUCCCCAUUUGGUUGGAUUUGUGCAACAUCUAAAGUCAAUCAAUGAUAUGAACCCAAGGAAAGGAUUUCAUCACCUACCAAAUUACCAGGAGGAUGUUAAAAAAGUGGCCAUGGACUUGGUGAAAUACAAGGUACUGUGUAGCAUUCCAAAACGUAAAUUAAAAUGCAGGUGCGUUGUAACAGACAGAAAUCCUUUCGAAAACUGCCACUCUGGACUUUCAGAAAUGAUUCAUCGUCACAAACCAAGCUUACCUUACAGGCGUGUUCGAAGUCAUCAUAUUUAGCUGCAGUAUGAUGAUUGUGCAUUGUAAUACAGGGAUUUAAAUGGGUGCACGUUUGUGUUCCUUUGAUCAUGUAUACUGAUAAGUGCAUCUAAAGUAAAAUGUUUGUGUCACA